Messenger RNA from Tetranychus urticae (two-spotted spider mite), 2728 nucleotides. RefSeq names its product histone acetyltransferase KAT7. Lineage: Eukaryota; Metazoa; Arthropoda; Arachnida; Trombidiformes; Tetranychidae. Gene Ontology annotation, biological process: regulation of transcription by RNA polymerase II. Gene Ontology annotation, cellular component: chromatin; histone H3-K14 acetyltransferase complex; nucleus. Gene Ontology annotation, molecular function: histone H3 acetyltransferase activity; histone H4 acetyltransferase activity; chromatin binding. The record is from RefSeq and is a predicted model, not a curated record.
CUAUCCUUUGAAAGACAAGAUGAGAUGUUGGAAAGUGUCUUUAACCUAUUGAUUUAUUUGCUUCGAUUAUUCUAAUCUAUUUAUUUUUUAAUUAAAUUUUCAAGUAAAACGCGAUCAUGUUGAUGGACUGAGAUUUGCUUUGUGUAUCAUGCCUUUGAGAAAGAGGCGGAAAUCACGAACAAGCUCAGAAUCAUCUGGUCUUGGCCAAUGUUUCAUUUGUUUGCGCCAAGACUCAAAUGAAUCUUUGAUUACUUGUCAAUUGUGUGCCAAUCAAUUUCAUUCUGUGAAAUGUCUUCGUAUGUUACCCAAUACUGUUAACAGAAUUCGAUCUAAUCAAUGGUCCUGUCCCAAAUGUAAAUCCUGUGAAAUUUGUGGACGUAAGACAAGAGCCUUACGGAGUGCAGCUGAAAACAAUUUACUUCUAUGUAAAGGAUGUGAUCGAGGAUUUCAUAGGAAUUGUAUCCAAACCGAGGAUGGUAUUAAUAUAGAGGAUGAGAAAAAUUGGCAUUGCCUGAAUUGCGAAGAUGAUCUAUCACCUUUAAAUGAAAACGAUUCAUCUGAUGAGGUUGACGAAAACAUCUCAGAGAGCUCGGAUGAAGAUGAAGAUAACAAAAUCGAAGCUGAUGAAAGUGACAAGAGUGGUGAAGAAAGUGCUGAAAUCGAGCCAGAUGAAAUAGAUAGUGAAAAGGAGGAUGAGGAAGAGGAUGAAGAAGACGAAGAAGAAGAUGAUGAAGAAGAAGAGGAUGGCAACGAAGAAGAUGAGGAUGAAGAUGAGGACGAAGAAGACGAUGAUGAUGAGAGCGAAGAUGAUCAGUACGAAGGUAGCGAUGAAAGACCUCAACCUCGUCUUACUCGUUCAAAAGCAGCCGCUGAGCGGUCUGAAUGUGACAAAAAUUCUGAAAUUCAAGCUCUUCACGAGGAAACAAAUAUUGAAGAUGAUAGUGCCGAUUCUGGCAGUGAUAAAGCAUCGAAGAUAUUGCCGCCUAAAGGAAAAAGAGGACGCAAGCGUAAGAAUGGGCUAACCCCGAGUAAUCUUUUAACACCAAAGAAAGUAAAAAGUGAAGAUGAAAAUAGUCGUAAUGAGGAAGAAGAAGCUCAAUGUCGUGUGCCUGGAUGUGAUUCCAAAGGACAUUUGAGUGGCAAAUAUUCAACUCAUUUCACGUCGUCGACCUGUCCCGUAUUUCAUAACUUAUCACACGAAGAGUGUGAAGAUAGAUACCGAAACCGUCUAAGGCGGAAAGAUGCCCGUGAAUCAAAUCAAAAAGUAUCAACACGGAAAUCUCCUUACAAGGAUGAAAAACUUAAUUGCCUGAUAGAACAAAGAAAAAAAGAAUGCAAUCAAAUUGCAAAUGGACCUAGUAUAAAAAAGAACAACUCUUCACAUUCGCUAACAUCGCGUGAACCUGAAUUGAAAUCAUUGGCUCCUAUUUUUGAUUAUGAAAUGUUUAGAGAAGCUCAAAGUCGAGCAGCUGAGCUGAUGCAAGAACAAAUGAAAGAAAAUCCUCCCAAAAAAACUGGCAUCAAAACUAUUGAGAUGGGCAAAUAUGAAAUGGAUGUUUGGUAUUCAUCUCCAUAUCCUUCAGAUUAUGCUUGUCUACCUAAACUCUACAUCUGUGAGUUUUGUCUAAAAUACUUCAAUUCAUCAUUGACCAUGAAAAGACACUCUUUAAAAUGUCCACUACAUUGUCCUCCUGGCAAUGAAAUUUAUCGCAAAGCUAAUAUCUCCGUGUUCGAAAUUGAUGGGGAGAAAAAUAAGCUUUAUUGCCAAAAUUUAUGUUUGCUGGCAAAACUAUUUCUUGAUCAUAAAACUCUUUACUAUGAUGUAGAGCCAUUCAGAUUCUACAUCAUGACAGAAUCAGAUAAUGAUGGUUUUCAUAUAAUUGGCUAUUUUUCUAAAGAGAAAAACUCUUUUCUUAACUAUAAUGUUUCCUGUAUAUUAACUCUACCACCAUACCAGAAACAAGGAUUUGGUCGUAUGCUUAUUGAUUUUAGUUAUUUGUUAACUCGAGUUGAAGGUAAAGUCGGCUCACCGGAAAAACCGUUAUCUGAUCUUGGUUUAAUCUCAUAUCGAAGUUACUGGAAAAACGUAAUACUUGAAUAUCUUUGUAAUUAUCAAGGAAGUGAAAUAUCAAUCAAAGAUUUAAGUCACGAAACAGCUAUAAAUGCAUAUGAUAUCGUUAGUACAUUACAAGCUCUCGGAAUGCUGAAAUACUGGAAAGGCAAACAUCUCGUUCUUACCCGAAAAGACAUUCUAGAUGAUUAUAAAACUAAAAACAAGAAAAGGAAAAAUACUAAAGCAAUUGAUCCGAGCUGCUUAAAAUGGACACCACCAAACAGUUCUAAUUCAAUUAAAUAAUUUUUUGAAUUUCAAGUAAUUUGAGUAAUUACUCUCGAUUCAUCAAAUCAAUUGGUUAUUUAAGUCAUCUAACUUCAUCACAUUUCGUUUCUUUUUUUUCAUCAUCAUAUUUCCUUUUAAUAAAACUAUCAAUUUAUAUGACUGUAACUACGGCUAUUCUAGCAUCUUCAUCAUGUUAGUUUCAUCCAACUGUUAUUCAAACAAAUCAAAAUUGUCAUAAUUUUUACUCAUCAUCACCCACAACAUUUAUCCUGAUUAAUUUAUUUAAACGACUUCACAUAUUCCAUGUUAAAGUGAAUUUGUGAUUAAUAAGCGUGUCAAUUACAAAAUAAUUAAUCAACAAGGUUCAUUAAAUCGAAUCCUAAUUUAUAA